AUACAUAUGUCCACACCUCAAAAUAAAAAAAUGUCUCACUUUAAAAUUAUCACCACUCUUCUUCUAAUUAUUUUUACCGUUUCGUCUAAAAAUGUUACCGCUCCACCAAAAAAAAUGAAUAACAAUCUGACCGAAUUUCUCGUCCAACUCCUCCAAAACAGAUUUACCCCUUGCUCACUGCUACACAUUUACAUAAAUUCCGAGCAAAAUCCACACCCAAAUCUGUCCCAAAGCUCCGACUUUGAUGAAGUAUUCGAUCAAAGUAUUCGCCGUGUUGAGCGUGAUGCAUUCGUCGUCCAAGUAAACUCCAACUUCGACUCAUUUUCAAAUGCCCCCAGUCUCAUCUCCCCCAAUAAAUCUGAAGAAUCCCUCACCAAUCUCGACACUAUUUCAGACGUCCACCGAUUCCGCGACCCCUGCACAACCGCCAUCCUCACCGUCUCCCAUCUCUUCCCCGGCCUUUCGAAUCGUCUCUACACCGAAAUCACAAAAUGGUCCAAUGUCAUAAAAAAAGACGAAGAUUACUUCAUCUUCAUCGUCUCCACGGCAUCGACUGAUCCCUCCCGUGACCUCGUCUCCAGCCAAAUCGGGGCCGGGAUCAAGUACAAAGUCCUGCUCCAAUCAUCCCCCCAUAAAUCCACCCCAAUCGAUAACGGGAUAACGAUGUCCACCACGUGUUUUUAUUGCGAUUCUGGGAAACCUAAAGCUCUCCUGGUGCCCUGGGGACGCAUCCAUCCAGCAAACUCAAGUCACAUUGACUUUGCUGAUUUCUCCACCCUGUUUCCCGAUCUUACCGGAAACUUUUACGGGAAACUGCUCGCCGUCGGGACCCCGAUGGGGACGCGGUGGUUGAACGAGCUGAGAUCCGAGGAGGGGAAAUGGGUCGCGAAACGGGGGCUUUAUAAAAUCGUGAUGGACAACCUCAUGUCCCGGUACAACUUUAGUUGCGACUUUUUCCCCUCCAUGGUCAACGGAGGGACCGGGUCGAAGCUGAAGAAUGGGACGUGGAUCGGAUCCGUGGGCAAUAUUGUGCACAAAACGGCCGAUCUGGGUCACGUGACGGGGCAGACUUUCGCAAGGAAUAGGGUGGUCGGAUUUACGUAUCCAGUUUCGUAUGAAAUGUUGACCUUUUCGACGGGAGAACCGUUUCCGUACUUUUCGUGGAAAGCGAUCCUUUGGCCGUUAGCGACGGAUAUGUGGAUCGGGCUGGGAGCGUCGUUUAUGGUGGCGAAUAUCGUGCUGUAUUUGAUCAUCCAGAGGACCACGGAACAGUUUGAUGUGGUGCAUAUUGUGUCGUAUACGAUUGCAUCGAUUGUAGAGCAGGAUGUCCCAGCGGCGGAGAGACUCAAGGCGAAUGGGAUAAGAGCCUUCGUCUGUUUCUGGUUAUUUUUCACCCUCGUAAUCUCCACCGCCUACAAAUCCAAGCUGGUCUCCCUCCUCUCCUUCCCCAAUGCUGAAGAACCCCCCAAAACCUUUGAAGAACUCGCCAGUUCCGAUUACGCCUACGCCCUCCAAUACCUCUUCGGAGCUGCCUACGUCCUCCUGCAGACCUCACCAAAUCCCACUUAUCAAAAAAUCUUUAACCGCAUGGAACUCGAAACCGACGAUGUCGCCUGCUUCGAACGCGUCAUUGGCAAGAAAUUCGUAUGCAUUUCAUGGAGUCGGAUUGCCGACUUUGUCUUUAAACGAAACCUGAGUGACCAGUACGGCCGCGUCCCCGUCAUCAAAGCCGCCGCGACCACGUGCUUCCUCAGCGUGGGGAUCAUUAUGGAAAAACGGGCCGUUUUCUUGACCAAUUUCAAUCUGCUUAUCAUCCGCUCGACGGACAGCGGGCUAAUGGAGCGGUGGUGGGAUGAUGACAUGAAUUUCGUCUACAAUGAGAGGAGGACUUGGGAGAAGGAGGCGAAUGUGAGCAAGACCACGGGAGGCGACGUGCAGGGGACGGAUGCCCUGACAAAUAAGCACUUCCGGGGAUCCUAUUACCUUCUCGCGUUGGGAAGUGUGCUCGGAAUCAUAAUGUUUGUGUGGGAGCUGAUUUUGCACAGAAAGCAUACCGUGAAGGAGAAGACGUUUCCUUUACUGGAUUGAAAGAGAAGAUUGCAAUUUUUCGCCAAUUUUUUUUUGUCGUGUAAAUUGCUUGUGUAAUUUAGCUACGUAUUACAUGCUUACAUCUGCAAGAGGAGUGAUCAAUAAGAACAAUUUCACAUUAUCCCAGAGAUAAAAUUUCUUGUUCUACCGAAAUUCUACUAACAAUGGAGGUCUCCCACGGUAUGCUCUCAAAUUUUGGGCAAAAUUAGUGAGAUUUUGGACAGACUAGUGUCAGUAAAUCACAAAUUUAAUUAGUAUGAAAUUUGCAAAGACACGAUCUCCCAGUGGGCACUUUUGGCCGAGAUAUGUACAUCCAAAGAGGAGAAAACGCGCUCUAAACUGGGCCAAUUUUACAUAUGUACAUUUUCCAAAUUCAUUGCGUGUUUUCUCCUCUUCGGAUGCAAAUAUCUCUGUCAAACCUGAAGAUUGAUAGAUCGAAUCUUUUGCAAUUUCAUAUUGAUUAAAGUUGUGAUCGAUUGACGCUAAUGUGCUCAAAAUCCUAGAGCAUAUGCUUGAAGACCUCCAUUGUGAGUGCAUAUACUGCCGUUGUUUAAAUAGAAAUAUUGACAAUCCUGCUUGAAUAACUGGUAUAAAACUAAAUUAUAAUUACAUUAAAAAUUAAAUUAUAAUAUUUACAAUAAAUACCAUGUCGUCAGAAUCCAUGCAUUCUUCUUUAAAGUAUCUAUACUGUCAUGCCGUAAUGUGCUGUAGUUAAUUACCCUUCAAAAUAAAUUAUUGAUUGUAUAAAAUGUA
Folsomia candida is the source of this 2841-nucleotide messenger RNA. RefSeq lists its product as uncharacterized. The record is from RefSeq and is a predicted model, not a curated record. The coding region runs from base 7 to 2088 and encodes 693 amino acids. Gene Ontology annotation, cellular component: membrane. Gene Ontology annotation, molecular function: ligand-gated monoatomic ion channel activity. The transcript has 2 exons. NCBI's taxonomy places the organism in Eukaryota, Metazoa, Arthropoda, Collembola, Entomobryomorpha, Isotomidae.